AAUCCGGGAAAGAUUAUGUUAGUUCCUUACGAAGACAUCCGGAUGAUAAAACAUUUAAAAACUGAACGUAAAAAUUCAAAUUCAAAUGACCGCUAUUGGUUGCGGCGGCGCCACUUGUCAGCCGCGAGAAAAACAUUUCUCCAAAGAAUGCUCUUACCAUCAGUCGCUCUGGUCCUCAUCAGCUGUACACAGCGGCGCCCAAAAAAAUCAUCAAGGAUGUCAGUGCAUGAAAAACUAAUUGCAGCGACAAUUAUCGCGAUUAUCGCUAUCAAUAAUGUGAAAUCGGAGUGUGUAGAAUCAAAGCCAUGCCUCUGUGUUCGUGCUGAUGGUAUGGGCCUGAGUCUAGCUGCCUUGGCUGCCAUCGGGCCUUUGAAAAAUGACAAUGGUAGUGUAGGCUUUCAACCAUGUAAAAAUAUGAAUUUUACGUUUCCACACUCUGUUGCUCCCCAGCCACCGGAUCCAGCAUAUGAUUGUCAUAACACUUCACUAUGCUGGCUGAAUAACGAAAACAAAUCUGUGAAUUUGGGAUCUUUGGAAGAAACCCACUGGCAUUGGACGGAGAAAAAUCCUGAACUGGUCAUCUCACAUGGGUCUUAUGAAUCUCAUAUCGAACUGAUCUGUGCCAAUCGGGGAAACAGCCCAAUUCUCACUGGGCCCAGUGCAACGAAGACUUUAUUAAAAUUUCAAUUGUCCUCUGAUAAACUCUGCAUCACCGACAUGCGACCCAAGAGCCUCUCCACAGGCUCAGUCCUCGUGAUUUUGUUCUUUGUCUUCGCCGGGGUGUAUUUUAUCGGUGGAGCACUUAUUCUGAUUUAUUGUCGAGGGGCGGUAGGAAGAGAAAUAAUUCCUAAUUAUGAUUUUUGGGCGGAUCUCCCCGCACUCGUUAGGGAUGGAGUGACGUUUACCCUCAGUGGAUGUUCAGCCGUGAGUUACGAGAGGAUAUGAAAAAUCUAGCCCUAACUAUUAUUCAUUGUUAUAACAAACUUCGGUGAGUACUAUCGAACAAGCCUAGUCGAAGCCUGAACUCGAAUAUGUCGAGUAUUUCGUGCUUAAAGCGUAAAUACACAAAGCCUUCCAAGUAUUGAUAUAUUUUUUCACAUUCGUAAGUAAGGCUCUCUAGAUUUUUAUAAACUGAACACAGUUGUUAAUUACAAAAAGUCAAUGUUUAGUUCAUACGCGUCAUUUCUAAGAUUUCUAUUAACAUAAGGGAGUUUGUAGAACUGCGAUAAAAUUGCAAUAAAUUCAAUUUCCAAAUUUA
Messenger RNA from Diachasmimorpha longicaudata, 1258 nucleotides. RefSeq lists its product as uncharacterized. Gene Ontology annotation, cellular component: trans-Golgi network. The record is from RefSeq and is a predicted model, not a curated record. The coding region runs from base 16 to 945 and encodes 309 amino acids. The transcript has 5 exons. NCBI's taxonomy places the organism in Eukaryota, Metazoa, Arthropoda, Insecta, Hymenoptera, Braconidae.